AAAAGUAAAUAUAAAAUUAUAGACAUCUGAAACCGACACUGAAAUUCUUGUUUCUGGACUGCUAGGAGUAUGAGUACGAAAGUCGGUGGUACAGUAAUGAUCCCCCUAGCCCAUAGUGGACUGAUCCUGUUCUUGUCUGAAUCGUGUGCUAUCAUGGCUGCCAGUCGGGAAGUGAGUGAAGGAAUGAUCGGAUGCAUUCACAAAUAAUUGGAUGCAGGAGUUUCCCGGUAGACAAAAUACCAGAGUGAAGUGUUGUGUUUUAAGUAAACCAUCGCUAUUUGUUCAUAUAGUGGUAGAGCACGUAGAUUUUAUUCUUUCAUAAUGACCACCAACUACUGGUAGUGCGAUGUUGGCGUUAAAAAUACUUUCUAUAGGUUAUGUUUUGUUUUCAUUUGAGAGAUUUCUAGAAUCAGUUUUCUGAAAGCCUGUGAAUAUAUCCAAUAUGUGAAUAGCAGUGUAGUGAAUGCUUGUGGUGACGGUGCCAAAAUUUUGAAUCGCAGCAGUGCUGUUCUACUUUCAUUUUUAUUGAAGUUCAUUAAAGGAAUGAAAUGAGAUCAGUGAAGUUCACCUCCAUUGGCAAUAGAAACUCUACUGCUAGCCGUAAGCAUAACUGUUUUAGAGUAUUGCAAUACGGACUACAUUGAUAUAUAACCCGUUGAUAAGUUCCGAGACCUACUCUGUGCUUCGUAAAUCUGUAGACACAACAUGCUAGUAGCAUCAUGUAUCGAAGUCGGGUGUUUCGUGGUGAUAUGUUGUCACCUCCAGGACAACAGCAACAAGGGGAGCAGGAGUUGGCAACAAAAAUGCUUCAAAUUCAAUCUAAACGAUUUUACCUUGAUGUGAAGCAGAAUAGGAGAGGAAGAUUUAUAAAAGUAGCUGAAAUUGGUGCAGAUGGAAGACGCAGUCAGAUAUUCUUAGCACUGUCAACAGCUGCAGAAUUUAGGGAUCAUUUGUCAACGUUUAGUGAUUUUUAUGCCUCCCUAGGUCCCCCAAAUCCAGAAAACGUGCCAGAGGAUGGUAAGCUAAAAUCAGAAAUGAUGAUAAAGGACAAUAGACGAUAUUAUUUGGACCUUAAGGAGAAUUCCCGUGGAAGAUUCCUGAGGGUUUCCCAGACCAUCACUCGUGGUGGGCCUCGUUCUCAGAUUGCAAUUCCUGCCCAGGGAAUGAUUGAGUUUCGCGAUGCAUUGACAGACCUGUUGGAAGAAUUUGGGACAGAUGACGGUGGUUUUAAAGGGGAAUUACCAGAAGGGAGGCACAUGCGAGUGGAAAAUAAAAAUUUUUACUUUGAUAUUGGCCAGAAUAAUCGUGGAAUAUAUAUGCGUAUAUCUGAGGUAAAAACCAAUUUUAGAACAGCCAUCACAGUUCCAGAGAAGUCAUGGGCCCGGUUUCGUGAUAUCUUCGCAGAUUACUGUGAAAAGAUGAAAGAAGGUGGGGAGAAAGUGUCUGUGGCUGGAGGCUCUGAGGCAGGGCCCAAUGCCAAGUGAGGUUUAGCUAACCAUUAGAAUUUUUCAAAAAUGUCCAUCCAAAUGAAGGAAGAUGAAAUGGGGUACAUUGCAAGGGCCAGGACUGUUCGGACUAGUGGGGCUUGAAUGUGGGUGGGGUGAAACCACAAAAGAUGGGGAAUAUAAUUAAUUAAGGAUAAGGAUGAAGGUAUUGAUUCAUAUUUGUGAAGUUAAAUAUUACUGCAAAGAUGAUAACUGAUUUUAAUUAAUCUGUUAUUAUGUAUGAUGUGGAGACCAGAUCAUUAAUUAUAAAUGAUAAUGAAAGGAUUCCUGGAACUGUUGUGUGGGGUAACUAGUUAACGAAUGUUUAGAAAAUGCUGCAGAGGUAUUUUUCAAGGUAAUGCAAAAGCAAAUUUAAGACAGAUUUUAGUGAGCAAUUAGGAAAAUGAUUGAGAAGUAGUUCUGUAACUACAUUUUACAUCAAUUGUAAAAUAUGUGUGAUUAAUUUAAAGUGGUCAGCUGAGAUGGCAAGACGUGGCUCUGAAAGACCACAUUGGGUAUGAUUGAAUUUUUGAUUUGCUUGAGCAGUUUCUUCAGUAAGAACUUGAUUUUUGUGAAACUGAAGGGGAAGACAAAUUUCCCUGUUGUUGGUACAAUUCUCAAUUAUCAUCAACUUGGGAGAGGGAUCAUAGAGAUUUGCGAUGCAUAUAUGUGGGAAAAAAAUUACAGAGAGUACCUACUGCAAAUGGUGAGCCAUUAAAAGAACCUCUCAUUAAAAAAAAGGCUUGUAAAAUUUAUCUUAUUAGUGAUUGCUGACCGAUUUGGUUGUUAUGUCUCUUCCUGUUACAAGGUUGAAACAGCCUUGUGCGUGCCCGAGGAACACGGACAUGAUGGUGGUCAAGUAGUGUAGGUUAAAACAAUCUCACCACUUGACUGCCAAGUCAUGAUAUAGUUAUGGUCUCUGAAAGUUUAAAUAUCUUGAAGAUGCUCAUUCAGAAGCUGAAUGUGAGCAUACAGGAAUUUGUUAUUUGAUUGAAUACUACCCAUCCUGUAAGGCAUCACAAAGUCAUGUUUUACAGAUUAGGUUGAGGUUGUUGCAAGAUAUGUUUGUGAAUAUAAUUUUGAGAUAGUUUGGGUAAAGUUAAUUCAUUGUUAAUUUUAUUUAGAGAUUUCAUUUGGGAAAUAUAAUGAGAGUUCCCACCAUAUGUUUGUAUAUUGUUAAGAAGAUUAAAAAGUUUUCAGACUACUAUAACUUUGGGACUAAUUUUCUUUUUCAAAUAUUGAAACCUAUAAAACCAUUACAGGUUUUAUUUCAUUUUAUGGAAAGUUGUUUAGUGUUGUCAUGUGCCAGGAGGGAGAUGAUAUACAUAACUGCCAAAAACAAGAUGUAGUCAAAUAGUUAACUUGAAUAGCAAGUUUUGAGAAAACACUGUCAUGCAUUGAACUGUGUUUUCUAAAAUUGUUGCAAGCUUGGAGAUAGAAUUUCAUCUCAUAUUUUAAAUCAGUAAUGGUGCUGUGCCAAAUCUUUUUGUUUUGUUUUAAAUUGGUUGAAAUUUUUGCCAAAUCAAAUUUUGAAUUGGCUACCAUUCCUUGGAAGUUGACCAAAGCAAGCCAGACACUUGGCUACUGUACUGGUAUUUGUGCACAUGAGCCUGCCACAGCUGCUCCCUCCUGGAGCCAGGUGCUCACAUGGAGUUUUAUAUUAAUUUUGUCCAGAACAUUGGUAGCUCUGUGAUGUAACAAAGGUGCAUAGUUAUUUUCUUAAAGUUCAGUAAAAUGCCCUGCUAACUGCUCUUUGAGAAAACUUGUAUAGUACUAGUCAUCAGGGAAUGUCUUUUUCAUGGCCUAACAGCUCACAUGCUGUUGCAGGUUUUAGAACUUGAUCCUUUUUUAGUUUGUUAGUUAUGGUAUUCAAAUGCUCAUUGGUGUUUCGUUAUUUUUAUUGAAUUUAUCCCAGAUCUGGAACAUAUUUUUGAGUGAAAGCCAAUUACUAUGUUAAAAAUGUGCAGAUGAAUACCAUAAACUAAAAUGGAAAACUGGGUAAUCUUCCCAUGGUUCAGAAAAAUCGGUGCAGGGUAAAAAGAAUGCCUAGGUAGACCUGUUUGUUUCUUGUUAGUGCUAACUGGUGGUAGUUGUGUUCAAUUUAAGGAAGGUCAUGUGUACUAUUUCAGAUCUAGUUUAAUGAUCAGUAAGCUGUUGGAGUUAUAUGUAUUGAUUGAGUACUGCUAUCUUUAGAAUAUUUGUUUUCUGAAAUGUGGGAAGAUCCUGUAAGUUUAUUUGCAGAAUUUUAUGUAUAUUAUAAAGCUUAUUGGUUAAUUUUUCUUUUGUGGAAAAGAACAAUGCAGUUUUGUGAAUAAUUUAUUGGAUUAUAAAAUACCAUGAGUUGUCAUCUGGACAAAUAUAGUAGUAUGAACAUGUUUAUUAUGCUGUGGAUCUCUGCAUUUGUUUAAGUGCUCCACAAGCUGAGGCCUGGAAGGCAGAAGUAAUAUCUUUCAUUGCUUCCUUUGUUUCUCAAUCUUUUAUUACUUACACUCUAUUUUGUGUCUUCUUUUCUUACCUACUCUCUGAAUCCUUUUUUGGUUCAAAUUAUUUUCCUUUGAAUUGUAUAUUGUCUUUCCAAUUUUUUAAAUUUGAAAAUAACGUGUUCUGUUGAAGUAAACCACACAAUUAGUCACUGUCAACAGAAUACUCAGUUAACCUGUGUAACCCAUGGUAUUUUCUUUGAAUUAAUUUAUCAACUGAAAUUGAAAAAAAUGUUUGUGGUGUAAAUUAACUAUUGAACCUGCACUAACCAGGCUGUUCAAAUGUGAGCUGUACCAUUCCUACCACUACAUGGCACUUGAUACUGGGAAAUGUACAGGGAAUCUGCUAUGAUGCUGUAAUGGUAUGUGACAAUGGACAUCGUUGCAGGAAUUUAUACCUGAUGAAUAAAUUAAGUAGGCACUGGGGUUGAGAAAUUGUCAGAGCCAAGAAAGCCAAGAAAUUAUGUGCUCUGGUUAACUUCAGACAUUUACAACAGUGGAAGAAAAAUGCUGAGCUGAGAAUGUGAUAGCUCUUGUUCCUGACAUACAAUUAUGAUUCUCAUGCUCUUGGGUUAUAAAAUUUCAUGAAAAUUCUAAUAUCUUUCCAAAAUUUGUUUUGUAGAAUGUUAGGUACUCCACUCUAUUUCUUUCCUACAUAACUGGCAGAACUUGACUGCCUUAUGGGAAUGCAAGUCAAUGUUUGUAAGGGAGUAGUAUUCCAGUUUGCCCAUUUCCUCCAAAUUUAACAAUUUCAAAUAAAGCACUUCAUAAUUUAAUGCAAAGGGUAUAACUCUUGUGGGUUACAGUAGGUACGGUGAUGGAAUUAGAAAUGUGUGAAUGAAGAAAGGUCUGAGAAGAAUUGGCAAAAGUGUGAUUGUUUGCAGAUACGUACACAGCAUUUCUGUUUGUUUUUUUAAAUUUUUUUUAUGAGGUCCCUUACAUAUGGUAGAAAUAGUAGGAAUUUGGGCGCUUGUGAAAAUGCUGCAGUGAACACUUCAGUGACUAUACCAAUGAACUGGGAAAAUGCCAGCAUCUGGACUAUUUACAAGAUCUGUAUGUAGUGCAAAUUGACUGCUUGUCAUGAAUUUUGAAACAAUAUGAAACGAGCAAGAAACACACUUCAUUUCAAAUUUAUACCAUAUUUGCUCGUGUUAAAUGUAAAUCCUCUGGUAGUUUUUUCCUGUUAGCAGUCUUGCUGGAAUUGAAGCUAGUAAUGAGAGUUCACCAAAGCAAUCUUUCCCCUUAAUGGUUUUUACCAGUUGGUUUAGGGAAACUAACUUGUUUGAUACCAUUACUCACUCAAAAUUGUCUUGAAAUUGUAGUAGAGAUUUUGUAUGUGAAAUAUGGCCGUAUAUAAAAUAUUUGUUUUUCAAAAUUAAAAGAAAAAUUAUAAUGUCGUUUUUGUUGAGUUAUAAAAUUUUAGGGAAACUACACCUAGACUUGUUCUUCCAGAGCAGACCAAGGGAGUUCGUUUCAAAUGUAAUUUGGUAAGAAUUCUUAUUUGUGAUUGUAAUGCUAAGAAUGAAAUGUGUGAAUUUAAUGAAGGAAUAGUGUGGAAAGUGUAAGGAUAAUAUUGAAAUACGAAGAACCUUCAUGAAAUGGUAGGAAAAUUUCAGAGUAAUGUACAUACUUAUAUUUUCUUGUUCUUAUAAUGUUAGCAUAUUCUAAAUAGAAUUUUGCCGUUUACUUGUUAGCCUUAUGACUGGGAGAAAGGAUACCAAAAAGUCGAGUCUUUUUGUUAUAUAAGUUUAUUUUCUUCCUUGUUUUCCAGAAUUUCGUUUCAUUUGAUUUGAUUUUAGACUACUUCCUACAUGAGCAAAUAUGGUAGUAGUGGAUAGGUGUAUCAUAUGUUAUUGGGUUUACUCCAGUGAUACUUAUACUGCCAGCUGUGUGCUUGCAAUACAUGCAUCAGUCUAGUAUUUUACCCCACUGAGUAUAUUACUGCGCAUCUUGCUGACCUGUUUUCAGUAAUUUGCUUUUGGCACAUCUUACAGCAGAGGUGGUUUUCUUUGGGGUAUAGAUGUGCCUUGCCAGUGUUGGGUGAUGGUUCAGUAUAGGAAAUGAUGUGUAUUUUCUAUCCUGAAGCCUAAGACUUCUGUCUUCUGUGUCUCAGCACAUCUAAUUUCCAUUUUGUUUGAGGGAGGCUUGCAACAGGACAGGACCUCCUCUGCAAUGUGUCUUGGCCUUCUCAGCUGUGUAGUGAAUGUAAAAGAGCUCUGUCCAUCAACCAUUCUGGGGCUUGUGCCCUUGAGUGAGGUACCUUCCUGCUUUUGCAGAUGCUUAGAGCUGGGGAGGAAAGAGAUGUGCACCAUGCAAGUGGCAUUGCUGUGAUGCUAGCUUCCUCAUGUUAUGUACAGCUGGUUCUGCAAUCAGGAAGCACUGGUGUGAUGAUCAUUAAAUAAAUUGAGGUGUUUAUGACAGGAUCAGUGUUGUGUAGUGAUAUAUUUAGUUGGAACUUGCUGUUAGAUGGUUCAUAGUUAUCACCACCACUACCACAGCUGUAUGUUCGCAUGUCUGGUGUGAGUGGGGUACGCACAAAUUAAUGUAUUAAAAUAUGUUGUGUGUCAGUUGGUAAUUGCAUCUGACACUUUGAGUUAUAAAUAUAUAUAUAUAUAUUGAAUGUUAUUAAAUUCUGUAUGUUUUGUAUGUUGAAGAUUUUAUUUUUGAAAUAUACAUGUGAUAUAAUAUUUAUUAUAUUAUAUGUGAACCAAUUGUAAAAAGAUGUUGAAAGUAGUGUGAUAUAGAUUGGAUGUCAUUCACAGAGAUCCCGAAAGCUUUCAUUCCCUUAAAGUGGACCGAGAGACCCAGACCCUCCAGUGAAAUCAUGUGUUCUUGGGUUAAGCUCGAAUUGCAACGGCAUUUUUAUUAUCCAUAAUUUUGUGGAGUUGGGAGUAGCUGGCAAUAAUCCUCAAGUGUGCAAUUUACCACUGCCUUGAUUGUAGAAACACUUGUUCCUCAUUUAAUCAUGUUUGACUUGUGUGAGAUGAGACUAUGCAGAAGGAAAGAAAGUUAAUUGCAUGUGUGAUGUAAGGUUGUUGAAAAUGACAAGAUUGGGCAUUUAUGACUAGUUUCUAGGUUGGGGCUCUCACGUUGGAAGCUCUGCAGAAUUUUGAGUGAUAUUAUUGUUAAACCUCUGGCAUUAUUGCUGCUGUUGUAAGCCUCUUGUGCAUACUCCAAACUCUGAAUCAGCAUGUGGCAUAAAUUUCUCCCUGGAGUUUUCCACAGGUAAUAAUACCUACACACUGAACUGGGAUGCACGUUCCAGUUGGGCUGCAUUUUAAGAAAACUUAUGAGUUAAUAAGUGAUCAUUCUUGUUCUAUUUAUUUUUAUGUUUUACCUUAAAGAAAGCUUUUUUUAAAGGUUAGGUCACAAUGUUAAAUUUCUCAAGAUGAAAUGAUGAAAAGAGUGGUUUCAUUAUUUUCUAUGAAUCACUUUUUUUUGCGAUGGAGAAAAAAUCAGUGGAAUUAGUUUUUUAUUUAUUAACGUAUUUUAUACAAUGUACUUCUUUCAUUGUAAGAAUUAAAUUACCUUUCUAUUUUUAGAACAAGAAUAUGCAUUUUUGAGGAAUUUUUACUGGUCCUCAUGUUUUUUAACUGCACCCUUAAUUUGUUAAUAACUGAGAAGUGAUUGGACAGUUCAUUUCAUUUGCUGUUAUUAGAUUGCAUGAGGACUUGUAAAAUUUGCUGAUAUUGUUACUUUCAAAAUAUUUUUCCUUCAAUAUAAAAAGACCAUUUACUUUUUAUUUGCGGAGGGCAGUGUGUGAGGAUGCUUAUUUGGGGACAUUACCGUAUGUUCCGGUGAUGCAAGUGGUGCUGGUAGUGGUGAUGGUGGUGGUAACUCUGAUGGUAGCAUUGACUGGUGGUGAUGAUAAAGAUUUUUGCCUUAGCUUACCUGGAAGAUGAAAUUAUACCAAAUAAAAGAGUUACGUCUACAUUUUAUUUAAAGCAGUGUUUCUCAUUUAACACCCCAUAAACAAUUUUUUAAUCAUGAAAGUGCUGGUUAUAUUUUUCUUUCUGAAAAUGUUCAUGAGCAUCUUUUUUGCUGGAGAUGAAGCUGCAUGGAAGAAGCAGGUGGAUACACUUGAGUUUUCUGCUGCAGAGUACAAUGUAUGUGACAGUCACUGACAUGAACUACACGUGAUGACCAAAAUGGACCAAGUGAAUUUAAACAAUCAUCUUGAAUAUCACUGCCACUUUGUAUUGUGUUGUGUUGAACUUGCAUAUUAAGCACCAAAUGAGAAAAUAUAGUCAUAUGUUAGCUUGAUUAUUAGUUACAUAAUACAUACUGUGCAGUAUGAAUUGUUGAGAUGUUCAACAUAGAAUAAGAGUGGAAAUCGUGGCAUCCUACUUCAUUUCUCUGCAUUAAAAGGUAUAAAUGGUUUGCGUCUGCUUUGUGAAUGAAAAUUACAAUGUUGGGGGCGAUUCCCCUGGUUUUCAUGAUGUUAAUGUUGCCAAAGUUGUAAAUCAUUUGUGUAUAAGAAAAUAGAAAACAAACAAGUUCCAAAUUUUGUCAUAAUUUAGAAUUAAAUAUCAGUAGGUAUAUUGUGCACACCAUUUUGCAAUUUUUAAUAGUUUUCUCAUUUUACAUGUCAGUGUAAAAAUUCUUCUGAUUGUUGCAAGAUCAGAUCAAUCAUCUAUUUUUUGCAUAAUUUGUUUUUUUUAGAUUUCAGUGAAUCAAUGUACAUAUAGAAGUUGGUGUCCAUUUGGCAGUACACCAAUGUCAUGAAAAAUGAUAUUUCCUUUUAAUUUUGUAUGUGCAGGUGUAACAUAAAAGGUUUAUACAUGUAGAUAAAUAAAGGGAUAAAUACUUAUUACAAAAUCUUUCAACUAUUCUGUUGAAAUAUCUUCAAUUUGAGCAUCUUUUAUUUAUGUGAUAAAUAGGUUGUGUGAGAAGAAAAUAACGCAACUCCAUUUUUUUUUGGAAGAAUUCUUGUAUUUUUAUUCUGUGUGGAAAUUAGAGCAGUUUCAUUACAAAACUUUAAUAUCAAGGGAACAAUCUACUGUACCUACUCAUUAAUUCUUCAGUUACCGAUUUUUAAAUGUUCAAAAUUUUAUUUUUAUUAAGAUUUCAUUAAAGAGGUAUGUGUAGGCCUUUUGGUUACACUUCAGUGAACCAUGUAAAACUUUUUUUUUUGGUCAUGUGAAACAAUUUCUGUACACUUAAUCUUUAUUAUGUAUUCUUCUCACUUUCCAUGUUAACGAUCCUUGUUUUCAUAAUUUCACGAGUUUAAAUCAAAAAUUGCAAUAUGGAGACAUUAUAUCCAGGAGCAUCCUAAUUUGGGGAGAAAUGAGUGCUAACUACAGCACACGUUUUCAUGGUAUCGUCUCAUCUGCUGGUGUUUCGUUGCAUUAGUUGGUAGACUAGAGUUGGUUAUUGAACUGUGAAUGGAAUAUAUUGCUGUUAGUGUUCAAUAAAUAUAUCACCACACUGUGAUGUUUAUAUUAAAGUUUUCAAAAAGUUGAUAUGAUGUUCAAAUUGUUGCAUGAUUGACUUAUAAAAAAGUAUAUUUAUAUAAAGUAUCUAAAUUUUCAUUUAAUAUUUUCAUGUAAAACUUUUAAGUCGUGUAACAUUGAUUUUGAUUCAAUGUAUAAUUGUUUUGCAUAGAAAUGAACUUUUCAAUUUCCAAUUACUUAUUUUGAAGUAACUUCAAAAUUAAUUUAAGAUUUAUCCCGCCUACCUUUCUAUCAUUUGGUCAUGAAGCACCAGAAUACUAUUUCUGAAAUGAUCUAUGGGUAUGAGCCUAUCAAUGUUUAUUCAUACUGCAGACACCAAACUGCCACAAAAUAAUAAAUUUAUUUACUGCUCCUAUUGGUCUUUCAAGACAUAAAAUCAUGAACUGACGAGUUUCCAAAAGAAACAAUUUCUGAUCACGCAUUUUAAUUCCAAAAAUAAUAAAAUUAUAAAAAAAUAACACAAAAAAUCAAGGGACUGUCUAGAUGCACCCGGAGUGUAAGCUUACUCACACAUCAUGUGUGAACUUCACUGCCUGAAGCGCAUGUACAUUCAUGGACAUCAAACAAUUUGUAGAACAUCUCCUAAAUCAUAUUUGAAAUAAACUUUUGAACAUCAAUACUUAAUUGUACCAGUGCUUCAUUGUACCCUUCCAUCCAUUCUGCAUGAAAAUGUCCCUAAAUUGUUGGAAAAUAUUUUGUUUUUUCGAGCAUCAGCCUACUGUUUCUUUUGCACACUCAUUCAGUUUAGUUAGUGAAAGUAAACAGAAGGGCGUUGCAUUUUAUAAAAUACAAGAAAACUACAGAAAAUUAUCCUUUUGUACAUUUUAAAUAUCUGUCUUCAGAGUAUGACUACUUAUCAAUUAAUCAAAUGCAAUACAUUUUUCUUAGUGAUACAGUUUUAUGCCUGGGAAUCCAUUUGAAGUAGUUAUAACUUGAGCUAAUUUUUUUAACUCAUAUUUGUUUAGUGUCAAAGUGAAUUAUUUCGGCUCUGGGCUACAAAGGCUGGUACCUCAAUGAUAAAUCAGGAGAAUUGCUCUCCAUGCACUUAUUACAUACAUUUUAUGCCAAAUUUAAUUGAUCAAAUGGUUUAAGGGGUAAGAAUGUUGCUGAGUAAAAGUUGAAUAUUCAUAAAAACUUUAAUACAUUGUGUUGCCUGUUCAUUCAAUAUAUACAUUUAGGAAGUUAAAUUAUUGUGAACACCUGUGGAGUUUUAUUGCCAGGAGUUAGAGAUAAAAAAUAGGACCACCUUUUUCCUUGUUCACUAAAUAGUAUCCCGUAACAAAAAAUGUUAGCUCUUACUAUUUUCUUUUGUUCAGUAGCAUUGCUUUGAACUGGAAGGAACUUGAUGUCAGCAAAUUGAAUAAAAACAAAAUUGUUGCCUGACAUGUGUCGGAGCAUUCUAGAAUAAAUCAUACGAAAUAAUUCCACAUAAAAAUUAAAUACUUAAAUUCAGGUGAACAGAUAUCAAAACAGUUUUGUGAGAUCAGUGUUGUAAUCAUUAACUUAAUAUUUUGUUUCAUAUUUGGAAAUAAUUGUUCAGGAUAUUGUCACCUUUGCAAUGAUUUGAAUUAAAAUGUUAGUACUUUUUACUUCAGAUUUAAUAAAAUUAAUAUUCAUGAAAUGAUGUAUGCUAAAUGCUCACUAGUUUACUAGAACGUAAAAAAUACAAUGGAAGUUCCAUUAUAUAAAAUGUUCUCAACAUUAUAUUGUUGAAUAAGUCACUGAUGAAUUAAUUUUUAAAAACUUAUGCUAUGGCUUGUUUAUGGUGAUCUUUUGGGAUUCCUAAAAUAGGAACAUUUUUAAAAAAGAAAAUAUUUUGUACAUAUAACAACUUUUUAAAAUUUAUUGCACUUCUGCAGACAACUCUUGUUUCAAUUAGAAAAUAAUUAGUACUUUAAUUUUUCAUAAAUAUAAUUUAAAUGCCCGUUAAGAAUGAAUCCUGAGAGAGAGAAAGUGCAAAAAUUAGCGCUGCUAUAUGUGAAUGUGACAUCGUGAAUGCUACUGUACUGGGUGGCUCUGGUCAGUUCAUCAGUGAAUCUCCAAAUUAAGUAGAUUCUGAAAUGUUUCUAUUUAUUAAAUAUAAUUUAUAAGAAUAAGAUUAUAAUUUCAUUGCAAUGUGUAAAUCAUUAUUUCACAUUUUCCAUAUGAAAAUAAAAUGAAUACUAUUGCCUGGUCACAAGAAUACAAAAAAUAAUGCCAAAGCUGUGGGGAAAGCAGCGUGUGUCAAUAUUGAGCCAUAAAAAAAAUUCACAGGUGUUUAAAUUGAAAUUGAUGAAGUCUUUGCCUAACAAAAGUGGUGCAAGUCUGAGUAGUUGUAAACACCUUGUAACUUUGAAUAUUUCUUUUUCAUGAGCUUUAGUCCAGAGAAAAGGGGUAUCAUUUAUGAUCUACCAAUUUUCUCUGGGUGUAAUGUUUCACCUGCAAAAAGGAGUUUGCUUUCUUUACACAUCUGGAGUUAAUAGACUAACUUUACACCUGUAAUUUCACAGGAUAUGCAAUACACACUUCGUACACUUAAAUGUUCGUUACUAACAUCUUUAUCUCCAGAAAAUAUCAUUGGCCUUUGUCAAGCUGUUAAUUCACAAAAAAAUAAUUAUACACGAGAGCCACAUCUCUUUCCAACUUGUGAUUAGUUUAUAUAAUCUAAUGUGAAUAACAGACAACUCUUGUCAGGGUUUAUAUUUUAUAAAAUGUCACAAUUAUAAAUAUACUUUUACUCCUUACUUAGCAGCCACAAGGAAUUCCACUUACCUGAUUACAUAUACAUGUAUACAAUAAUUAGAGAAUUCAAUAGUGCUCUUGUUUUCAGCAAAAAGUGUUGUUUUGUUUUCACCAUGCUCUAAGUUACAACACUAAUACAGAGCUUCUUAACCAUCAUUAUUUACUACAUUGAUCAUUUGGUGAGGAAGUUUCAAACACACAAUACUCCCAUCACCUCCCCACAUACCCAGAGAUCUGCAUGUGGUUUAGUAGCUAGUAAGUAUUAUGUUGGUCAAGGUUAUUUCUACUUUCCCUGCUAUUCAAAUGCUAACCAUCCCUCACCAACAAUUUCCACUGAACUUAUACCUGGAAGGGAUAGUUUCAUUUUGUUCAUGGUCAGGCCAAGAUACUCCAGCCUGCGACUAUAACAGAUCCACGAGUUCUGAAGUUUCGUCAUAACACAUUCAUUCCGUAGUUCUUCGGUUCUAAGAUUUUUUUAGUAUCGUUGUGCCUGUAAUGGAACAAAGAACCCAAUGAUGAAAACAAAUUUUUGUGAUCUAAAAGUUUUUGUUUUUUUCUGAAUCCUUGCAUGACUAGAGGAGUUUUUCUAUAGUAAAAGAACUUAUGAAAAUUUGCAUUUGUUGAAUGAAUCUGAUUACCAAUGAAUGUUUAGUAAAGCAUAUUACAUAACUUUCGUCCUCUCAAAUUUUCAACCUGACAUUUCUUACAUGAGCUCUAGUGGUAAACAUGAAAUUUUGGAUUUUCUUUUAGUUCAAUAUAAAAAAAUCAAUAAACAAGUAGGACCAAGUGUUGAAAAUGAUAUUUUUUAACCUGGGAGUGCUUGCUAUACAUCUGCAAGAUUCAAGCUACAGCAAUUUUAUGUUCCUGAAUUAUU
Messenger RNA from Gryllus bimaculatus (two-spotted cricket), 13012 nucleotides. The record is from the annotation of a GenBank genome assembly. Lineage: Eukaryota; Metazoa; Arthropoda; Insecta; Orthoptera; Gryllidae.